AUGCGCUUCCGCUUCGGGCUGGUGGUGCCGCGGGAGCUGGCCGCGCCCGGGCGGGACCUGCGGGUCGUGGGGUCGCGGCCCGAGCUGGGCGCGUGGGACCCGGGGCGGGCCGUGCGUCUGAAGCCGGCGGGCCUGACGGCGAGCGCCGGGGCGCUGGCGCUGCCCGAGCCGGGCCUCUGGGUCGGGGAGGCGGAGCUGGCGGCCGAGGAGGCGGAGGCGGAGGCGGAGGCGGAGGCGGAGGCGGAGGCGGAGCGGGGCCGCGUGGGCCAGUUCUGGUUCAAGUUCGUGCUGCGGGAGCCCUGCGGCGAGUUCACGUGGGAAGGCUCUGGACCUCACCAUGACCGUUGCUGUUCUUAUGAUGAAAACAACUUGGUGGAUGGUGUUUAUUGUCUCCCAAUAGGACACUGGAUUGAAGCCAGUGGGCACACCAAUGAGAUGAAGCACACGGGAGACUUCUAUUUUAAAAUCGCAUCCCACCAAGCCAUGCAUUAUUCAAGAAUUCUACCAAAUAUCUGGCUGGGCAGUUGUCCCCGCCAAGUGGAACAUAUAACCAUCAAACUGAAACAUGAAUUGGGAAUUACAGCUGUAAUGAAUUUUCAGACAGAAGAGGAUAUUGUACAGAAUUCUUCAGGCUGCAAUCACUCCCAAGAACGCAUGACUGCAAAUAUGCUGAUGAAACUGUAUAAAAAAGAAGGUUUGGCCUACAUCUGGAUGCCAACUCCAGAUAUGAGCACUGAAGGCCGAGUGCAGAUGCUGCCCCAGGCCGUGUGGCUCCUGCAUGGGCUCCUGGAGAAUGGACACACAGUGUACGUGCACUGCAAUGCUGGGGUGGGCCGCUCAACUGCUGCCGUGUGUGGCUGGCUCCGGUAUGUGCUGGGCUGGAAGCUGAGGAAGGUGCAGUACUUCCUCGUGGCCAAGAGACCGGCUGUGUACAUUGAUGAAGAUGCCUUGACCCAGGCCCAAGAAGACUUUUAUCAGAAGUUUGGCAAAGUUUGUUCUUCCAAAUGUACCGUAUAGUUGUGCCAUCUGCUUCUUUCCCUUGUCCUUUCCUCAGGGGCUUAAGGGGGCUUUUGGUGUCAUGACCUAGAAACAGAUUCUGCUUGAAUUGAAAAGACUGUGGUUAUACCUGAUUCUUUCCCUUUAGUCUAGGGCUGACUUUCUGGUAGGCUUUGCUUGGGCUUGCCAUUGAUGUUUCUACAAAGGAAGCCGUGACUUGUGCAUGAAAACAUGCUCCAAGCAGGUGGGCCCUUCCAUGUGAAAAGAGUAAUGCUUGCAGUCCAGUGACAGGGGUAAUGCUUCCAGGCCCUGUUGUCUUCUGGCAGACCAGCCCCUCUGCUUUACAAACAUUGCCUUUGUUGGCUUCUCAGUGUACCAUGGUUUCUCUUUGUUGCUUGGCUCCAUGGUAUGCAGAAAGAAAGGACAGAAGCUAUAUAGGUUUCAUUAUUUGUGUUUUUGUCACACACAUGUGCGUGUGCACAUAUACCCUUUCCCGCAUCCCUCCUCCAACAUGCCUACUUUUAAGAUCUCCCAGGAGCAUGGAAUGAUGGCCCUGUGGAUACUGUUUGCUUUCUGCUUCACUGUGGUUGAUGUAGUUCUGAAGCUUCCAGGCUCACAGGGGAUUUUAGCACUGACUCACUUGGGAAGCAGUGAAACUAAGAUGUGAUCCAAUGAUGCUGUUUUGUUACCAGCCCUGGAGUAGCCCAAAGGCAUCAAGGCCAGACUCCUUUGUAGCUGCAGAAGCAGGACUGACAAGACUACCUGGCCCCUGUGCCAUUGCAGUGCCAGCCAGCCCAGAGAAGAAUAGGGCCCAUGGGAGAGGACUCACCCAGAGAAACAGAAAACUAUGAGAGGUAGAACAA
Messenger RNA from Suncus etruscus (white-toothed pygmy shrew), 1859 nucleotides. It is a transcript of the gene EPM2A, whose product is annotated as EPM2A glucan phosphatase, laforin. Gene Ontology annotation, biological process: protein dephosphorylation. Gene Ontology annotation, molecular function: protein tyrosine/serine/threonine phosphatase activity; starch binding; protein tyrosine phosphatase activity. Bases 1 to 1017 code for a protein of 338 amino acids. NCBI's taxonomy places the organism in Eukaryota, Metazoa, Chordata, Mammalia, Eulipotyphla, Soricidae. Gene Ontology annotation, cellular component: nucleus; cytoplasm. The transcript is spliced from 5 exons. The record is from RefSeq and is a predicted model, not a curated record.